Messenger RNA from Halichondria panicea, 1680 nucleotides. RefSeq lists its product as uncharacterized. The transcript is spliced from 5 exons. Lineage: Eukaryota; Metazoa; Porifera; Demospongiae; Suberitida; Halichondriidae. The record is from RefSeq and is a predicted model, not a curated record. Gene Ontology annotation, molecular function: protein binding. Bases 148 to 1539 code for a protein of 463 amino acids.
CUCCUUUGUUGUUGCAACAAUUUGGCCAGAAGGGGCUGUACAGAGGGCCGGCCGGCUGUCAUGGCUAGCUAGCUGUGGGGCAGGAAGUUAGCUAGUUUAUAUUUUACCUUGAAAUGUCAGUGUAGUGUGCCCAGCAGAGUGUCUAAGAUGGUUGAGAUGGAACAGCUUUUCAACUUUAGGUCAAUGGUCAGGCUAUGCAUCACAUUCAUCUUGCUGAGAGCUCUCUCUACUUGUGGUGCUCAGGAUAUUAGAAAUCCUUGCGUCUCAGCACUGAAUUUGACGGAGGUUGGUAGCAAUGUUCAGGAAGGCGUCUAUGUUAUCGUCACACCUGGUGCAAGAGUUGCUGAAGGAACUGAUUUAUCCUUUCUGUGCUGUGUAUAUACUGGACUAACAGGAUUAAGCCCCCCAAGUUGGAAGAUUGAGCCGGACAGUAACGAAGAAAGUUUCAUAGUAGGCCCUGAAAAAAUAUACUCACCACAAUAUGGACGUCUUUUGUUGCCUCAUACUAUGAAUGCAACUGCUACAUCUUCUAUUAACAAUACAAACGUCAUUUGCACUGCUAGUGCCGCAUCAACUGUGUUAAUGAGCAACUUAACAACAAUCAUUGUGAUGGGUCCACUCCAAGCUCCUAAUCCUGUGCUGGAAGUGGUUGACAAGAUUCUGAUUGUAAGAUGGAAUCCAGUGUUUUCAUGGCCAGAGCACCCAAUCACUGGAUACAGAGUAACACUUCUUCGCUCAAAUGGAUUGGAACGACUGCUUAAUGAAACAAUUAGUGAUACGAGCAUCAGGAUUCAAGUACAACAAGCAAGCCUCCUUCUUGGUACUUUUCUAGAAGAGUGUGAAGAGCUGAUAUUUUUUGUUAGUGCUGUCAAUGAGCUCGGUGAAGGUGAACAGGGAAGCAUCACAGGAGGUCUCCCUAAAACGAACGGUCUGACGUCUUACAAUUCUACAGUACAAGUUUUUGUACUCUUUAAUGCUGAACUUGAACCAAGAGCUGAAAUCAGUCUCAAGACACCUUCUCUGUGCCCAUACCAAACCUUGAAUUACACACUCUUUAUUGAGGGAGAAAUCAACGGAAAACAUCAAACAGUGAUUAUCAGUGACCAACUCGAGAUUCAAGAUUCACCAGUGGAAAUUCUUAUCAGCACAAUGUCGUAUCAUCCCCGCCUCAGUUUCUCAGCACAAAAAGAAUACUCUGUUUACGUCUACUUAAGCACUGCUGGUGGGGAAAGUAUUUUCACUGAAUCAACCAAUUUCACUUCCAAUGUUUCGUCAAGAAUUAUUAAAAAUGAAGGCCUGUCGAUUGACGAUAGACUGAUACUGGCCAUUAUCCUGACAAUCUUGUUAACUCUGGUUGUUGGAGUCUCCAUUGGUGUCCUCAGUGUGCUGGCUGUGAACAAGUGCAGGAGGUCUGAGAAGAUCAUUCUGAAAGCUGAAACUGAAAUGAGACCACCACCUGGAGUACAAGAAAGCACUAAACCAGACCCCCACACUCAAGAGAACCUUGCCUAUGGACAUGUACAUAGUUUCAAGCAGUGAGUCAGUCGAGUACUGUUCAAUAGUUGGCUCAUAUACUCAAUGUUUCCACUAUCAGUUUUACCUUCUGCUGACGCUCUUAGAUUUGUUUUAUUUGUUUGUAUGCUGUAGCAUAAUUUCAUUGUACAUUUGCUUGCAUUCCUG